AUGACACUGAAGGAGCAAGAUAAAUUGAAGCUGCCAGCCAAGCGAAAGCACCAUCAGGUCGCACAAGAUGAGCCGGUAGCAGCAAUCUUAUCCUCAUCGUCCUUAUCAUCAAAUCCGGUCAAAAAGCCCAGGUUAAAUGCUACGCUUUCAGAUUUAUCUCAUCAAUCUGUUGCCACUGCGAAUCAAGCAACUCCAUCUGCGGUGCCGUCAAAACCAGAUUCCGCGCCAUUAGGCCCACUAUCUCUCGACAAAAACUACGAGCUUCAUAAUUUCAGUGUUCUCAGCUCCUCUAAGAUUUGUACUCGCGUCACUCAGAUACUUGCCAUACUGUCGUCACCCUUGGCUGCUCAAGGUUCCAAAAAUAAGGUAGUACUACUUCACGCAAAGCCAAACGCCGCUGGAAAACUUAUCAGCAUCGUCGAAAUACUCAAAAGAGAAAUUUCAGGGAGCACGAGUGACCAGUGGUUUCAAUACAAUGAGUUGGAUAAAGCAUUAACAGAGGACACAACUAGUCGGCCUAAAAAAAGCAUUCCAGAUGUAGAAAAAGAUACAACAAAUAAUUCAGAAAACAAAGAAGGCAUACAUUUCGAAGUAAUGAAAACGCCAUAUGAAAGAUCCAUCGAAAGUAUCCCGAAAAUUCGAACGGAUCUUACUCUCAGAAUAUACCUCUCAAGGGUUCGUAUUGAGAGCCUCAAGAAGAUAUGCGGGUGA
Messenger RNA from Blumeria graminis f. sp. triticale, 711 nucleotides. The record is from the annotation of a GenBank genome assembly. NCBI's taxonomy places the organism in Eukaryota, Fungi, Ascomycota, Leotiomycetes, Helotiales, Erysiphaceae.